AUGGCGGAAGACCAAUCAGAUGAAAAUAUAAUCAACUAUGCAGCCAUUUUCACCUACUAUCUGUUCGGAUCUUGGAGGCUUCCCACCACAUGCGAAUCUGAGUCGGAUAAAAUCAUCAUAUUCUACUCAAAGACUGAUGGAGUCCUCUACGUCUAUGCAGGUGAGAAUUUAAGGGAGAAGCUCCCAAGAGACGUAAUCCAGAGAACCGCCGUUGAAGCCAAAGCUGCUUUUGGUUCUGGAGUCUACGAAGGAAUGAAAUACCUGCUCACACGAUUUCAGUAA
Hydatigera taeniaeformis is the source of this 282-nucleotide messenger RNA. The record is from the annotation of a GenBank genome assembly. Lineage: Eukaryota; Metazoa; Platyhelminthes; Cestoda; Cyclophyllidea; Taeniidae.